AUGAAUGAACUACAUCUGGAAUUGAAAAGACCAGUGGUAAUAUGUGGUCCAUCGGGGUGUGGAAAAAGUACUUGCAUAAGAAUGUUGAUCAGUAAAUAUCCCAAUUCAUUUCGUUAUUGUGUAUCACAUACAACUCGACCCAGACGUCCAGAUGAAAUUCAUACAAAAGAUUAUAACUUUGUGUCAAAAGAAGAGUUUGACAAAGCAAUCAAUAAUGAUGAAUUCAUUGAAUAUGUAAUGUUUUCUGGACAUUAUUAUGGAACGAGUAAAUCUGAAUUAAAGAAAGCUGAACUGGAGAAUCGUGUCUGUUUAAUGGAUGUCGAUAUACAAGGUGUUGAAAAGCUACAGAAAACAGACAUUAAUCCAGUGUGCAUUUUUAUACGUCCUAGAAGUUUUGCUAUACUAGAGAAACGUUUACGAUCUCGUUCUACAGAAAGUGAAGAUAGAAUUCUUCAACGUCUUGCAGUUGCACAUCAGGAAAUGCAAUACGGUAUAUCUGAAGGUAAAUUCGAUGCUGUGAUUGUUAAUGAUAAUGUGGACAAAAUGGUACAAGAAGUAAUUGAUGUGAUCAAACAAAAAUUGAGCAUUUAA
Messenger RNA from Schistosoma turkestanicum, 591 nucleotides. NCBI's taxonomy places the organism in Eukaryota, Metazoa, Platyhelminthes, Trematoda, Strigeidida, Schistosomatidae. The record is from the annotation of a GenBank genome assembly.